AUGACACCUGAAGAGGGAGAAGCAGCCGGGCAUGGAGAGAGAGCGGAGGAGAACGGAGAUGUGGUGGUAGGAGAUGGAGUUGAAAGAAGGUCCCUUCGGUUGGAGAACGGGACAUCAUCGCGGAGGAAAUCAUAUGCGGAAGCGGUCGAGUCUGGGCAAUCAUCACCGAGUAGCGCGUCACGGAGUGAAGGUGAUGGUGAGGUUGUUGAUGUCUACGAAGCGCGAACAGUAGGCCUCGGAGAUGGAGGGUCAUAUGGGGGGACGCCGCGGAAGGGGAGGCAUAGGAUAAGGGUGCGGCUGGAUUACGCGCUGCAAGCGUCAUCGACGAUGGAGGACGUGUCGACGAGCUGGAGCGCGUUGCGAGCGCACACGGAAUAUUGGAGCAAUCGGGAUGCGAUGCUGCUGAUGGUGUCACAAAUGAUGAAGAGCUCGUUUGGAAUAGGAGACGGGUGGGAGCCUGAGGACGGGGAGUUGACGAUAAUAGACGCGGACAUUCUCAAGCGACAGGAAAAAAUGUGGGGAGUACGCGGGUUUGCUCCGGAGGGGGCAAGGGUGGGACGGACGGAGGAGACGCUGGAAGAGGUGGUUCGACAAAUGGUGGAGAAGAUGCGGCGGAUGGGCUUCUUACCUGCGGAGUGGGUGGUUUGGCAGUGAUAACAAGGAGGGAUAGAGUGGCCUGCCUGCUGACGUCGUAUAUAGUGUAGUUGGAACUGGAGGAGGAUGUUAGGAGGUAGAAUGCAUAUACUAAUUUGCUAAUUUGAACGGUAAAAGGAUGCCGGUACUUUUGAAACUCAAGGCGUCUAUUAGUACUGCGUACGGUGGCAGUACGUACAUUGGCGUAUUGGGCGCUCUUUUGAUACAUGAUGCUGGAGUGAGGCGCCACUUUUGAUCCUUCGGAUAUAAGAAGACAGACCUCGGGAAGAUCGCGGGGCUUCAACGGCAUUGAAGUUCUCUUACGCACUUACAUGUCCUUCAAUUCCUUACACUACUUUACAGUGGCAGGUGACAAGCAGAGUGCACGUUGAGUGGCUGGUGCUUCUCUCGCCACAAUGGCAUCUGCUUCAGAUUGGCUCUCAUCUGACCAAUUCCUUUCACACUGAGAUAAAUCUGACAUCCAAGGACUUUUACUUGUUUACCAUUUGCCAACCAAUCUCUAUAUCCACAAUGAAAUAGCAAUUCGCCUACCUUCCAGCCCGUCCCGUCCCCCUCACUACUCGUCCCCCCACCCCCUCCCCCCGACCCCACUCUAUUGCUCCCUUCGAGUUCCCCAUCUACUGAGAACCUUUACUCAAGCCAGCGGGUCCACACGCCCCCUGCGCUGUCCCCCCACAGCCGCUCCCCCUCUCCUCCUCCCACCAUGCCUGCCCCAGACACCAAGCCGUCGAACGGCGGCGGUACGACCGGCACCACCCUGACCCAGUAUCUGCUCUCUGUCGCGAAGGAGCGUAUCAACGCUCUAGAAGGCGAGGUUCGUCACUCGGCUCCCUCGUCCCUCUCCGGCCCGGCAGCCGCCUCGAAAGAUGGCGUGCAAGACCUCAUCACCCUUCUCCAGUCCAUCACACUGGCCGUCAAGCGCGUUGAAGCCCUUGUACGCUCGGCUGGCAUUCCUGGCGACGGUAACGUCUCCGCCCCGCCCGCUGCCCCUGCAGAUCAUGCCCGCUCGCUCUCCAAGGAGCUCAACACUCGCGCCAACGAGAUUUGGAUCAACGCCCUGCUCUACAGCCAGAAGAGCUGCGUCCUCGUCAGCGAGGAGCUCCCGGACCCCGUCAUUAUUCAGGAGGAUAUGCAAGGGAAAUAUGCUGUCGUCUUUGAUCCGCUCACGGGCUUGUCGGAUCCGCCGGCUCAGAACAUGGGCGCCAUUUUUGGCAUCUUUCGACAGCUCACCGGUACUACUCCGGGCUUGGCCGACGUUAUGCAACCGGCUAGAAAUUUGGUCGCUGCUGGAUAUGCGCUCUAUGGCUCUUGCACCGUUCUUAUGUUUUCUGUGGGCCAUGGCGUUCAACAGUUUACUCUGGAUCCGAGUUUGAACGAGUUUAUUCUAACCACAAAGGAUGUCACAAUUCCUUUCUCGGGUGCUAUUUACUCGAUCAAUGAAGGCUAUACAUCUGAGUACGACCGGGAGACCCAGGAAAUGCUCAAGUGUCUAAAGGCUGAGAGUACCAUUGAUGGACGUCCAAGAACAUGCAGGUAUGUUGGCUCCAUGGUCGCCGACAUACAUCGCACUUUUCUGAAGGGCGGUAUCUUCAUGUACCCGCCACACACGCGCGGUUUCCCGAACGGCAGACUCAAG
This is a messenger RNA of Chondrus crispus (carragheen), 2290 nucleotides long. RefSeq lists its product as hypothetical. The coding region runs from base 1 to 654 and encodes 217 amino acids. The record is from RefSeq and is a predicted model, not a curated record. Gene Ontology annotation, molecular function: metal ion binding. Lineage: Eukaryota; Rhodophyta; Florideophyceae; Gigartinales; Gigartinaceae. The transcript is spliced from 3 exons.